UUGCUGUGGAACCCGCGAAGAGCGCGCGACGAAAUUCUCGCCAAGUUUUCGUUCAGUCGGUGCCUGUUUAACGCGUUUCUCGCCGGUUAUGUGAUUUAUAUCAUAAUCUGCUUUGUGGUUUUGUGACUGUCUGAUAUGCUUUCUCGUAUCUCGCUGUUUUGUACCGGAUGGUGAUUUAAAUUUUACACAGAAGCGAACAGAAUAUCAUGUUCUAAUACCUCAAAUCCAGCAGCUGAACGAUUGUUAUAAAUAAAGAUGUUGAGCAUGAAAGCGCAGGUGGAUGUGAUCUGCUGUAAGUCAGUAGGAACUGAUCUGUCCAUGCUGGAUAUUGAGGAUUUCAUCACAGAAAUCUGUCAGCUGAAGAAAGAGGUGGCGUCACUGGAGGCAAAGCUGAGAGAAAGAGGAGACAAACUGAACAGAGAGGUUUCAGCGCGUGUGACUGAUGGGACAGAAGCUCAGGAUUCAGUCUGGAGCGUCAGAGAUCAGAGAUCCAGGGACACACAGGACUCAGAGCUCAGCCUCACUUUACUCUGUUUUACUGACGCUCAGGAUCAUGAAUCCACUGAUCAAACCAUUGACUGUAACGCUGGAGAACAGCAGAUGCUGCAGACGCCGCUGAAGAUGUGCUCCGUCAAACUGGUGGACUGCAGGAACCUGAUAGAAGAAACCACUGCAGAGGAGCAACAACAGACUGAUGAGGAAGAUGAUUAUAAUGGGAAUGAUGAUGAUGAUGAUGAAGAUUUCAUUCCUCCAGAUGUCAAUGGUGGUUUAUGUUCUGAUGGAGAUGAAGAAAAAGCCUCGAUCCUUAAAGAACAGCUUGAGGCCAAGAGUUUUUCCUGCACCACCUGUGGAAAAACAUUGAGUUCACAGGGUCAUUUAGCGAGACAUGAGAGAAAACACACAGAACAGAAAGUCUUCACCUGUAAGAGAUGCGACAUCAGCUUUCCUGCCGCAGAAGAGAGGAGACUUCAUUCAAAAGAGCACAGCAUGAAGAAGGAGUUUCACUGCGAACAGUGCGGGAAGGUUUUUUUCACCACUUCUUUUAAUAUGAAAGCUCACAUAAAGAGACACGACGAAAAGUCUUUCCACUGCAGCGAAUGUGACAAGUAUUUCAGCACCAAAGGAAAUCUCACUGUUCAUAAGCGAAUCCACACGGGCGAAAAGCCGUACAAGUGUCCUCACUGCGAGAGAAGAUUCAUGUAUGGAUCUCAUCUAAAGAUACAUGUGCGUUUGCACACCAAUGAGAGGCCGUACCAGUGCAGUGAAUGUGGGAAAGGCUUCAGGCAGUUAUUUAGUCUAAAGUCACACCAAAAAAUGCACUCAGGUGAGAAACCGUAUCAGUGCAAAUACUGCGACAGACGAUUUGGUCACAAAUCCUAUCUGAACUGUCAUGAGAGGACUCACACCGGAGAGAAACCGUAUCUGUGCUCCUACUGCGGGAAGAGCUUUUCCAGUCCAGCUCAUUUUGGAUUUCAUAAGAGAAUUCACACUGGAGAAAAACCGUAUCACUGCAGCGUCUGUGGGAAGAGUUUCAGGAAAGUUGAUACUUUACAAAAGCACAAGCGGAUUCAUACUGGAGAAAGACCGUUCAAAUGCUCACAGUGCGACAAGACGUUUGCUCGAUCAGACGUCCUGAAGGUCCAUCAGCGAGUUCACACGGGAGAGAAACCUUACUCCUGCUCCAUCUGCGGCGAGAGAUUCGCUUAUUUAGGAAGUUUUCAGACCCACCAGAACAAACACACUAAAGAACAAACUGAUCCAGGAUCAUCAGAGUGACUUUUUAUGUCUUGGUCUGUCAAUAAAAACGCUUUAUUUUUGCAGUUGCUUUCAUCAUUCACGUGUCAAUUUUUGCAAAACAAGAAACAAAAUAAUGUAUAUACACACACACACACAUACAAUAACAAUAAUGAGAUCAAAAAGUCUAAAUUAUGGCCAUCGGAGUCAUAACUGACAUGGGUCUUUGUCAGAAUAUCAAUUUAUGUCCAUUCAAAUACUUUGGAUUUGUAAAAAUGUCAACUAACCAUCUAAAAGUUGUUACUCAAAUGUACUGUUUGUUAAUAGAACUAUUAAAAAAGCAGAACUGUUGAAUAAAUAUUGUAUUCACAAUUAUCCUGUUCUGGAGAAGCUGUUGUGCGAUUGGAUUAUUCUUACUUUGAUUUUUAAAAAAUACCCCAUAUUCUAUAGAUAUAUACUGUAUGUUUUAAUUUUCAUAAUAACUUUGCGUUUUAAACAGUUUUAAAUAGAGCUCUAUUAGAAGAGCAGCAACAGUUCGUCUGAUAGUAACGUUAAUGGUAACAGACAGUUGGUAUCAGGAUAACGGUCAAUAACGGUUUUUUAGGCGGGGCUUCAGAUAGAGACAGUCAUUUCCAAGAUGCAUCUCUAAAUGGUAUACUUUCUUUAGCACUAUAGCCUAUAUAUAAAUUUUCUCUUAAUUCUGGGUGAAAUAUGAC
This is a messenger RNA of Labeo rohita (rohu), 2450 nucleotides long. Its product is annotated as zinc finger protein 501. Gene Ontology annotation, molecular function: RNA polymerase II transcription regulatory region sequence-specific DNA binding; DNA-binding transcription factor activity, RNA polymerase II-specific. The record is from RefSeq and is a predicted model, not a curated record. Gene Ontology annotation, cellular component: nucleus. Lineage: Eukaryota; Metazoa; Chordata; Actinopteri; Cypriniformes; Cyprinidae. Bases 256 to 1776 code for a protein of 506 amino acids. The transcript has 4 exons. Gene Ontology annotation, biological process: regulation of transcription by RNA polymerase II.